CCAUAGUCAUAUCUCCAAGUGUUAACUUCCAAAGAAAAUUCACAAAAAAAAAGUAAGAAAAAUUAUGCAAAUCCUAAUCAGUUGCACUUUGAUUCUUGCUUUAAUUUCACCAUGUUUUGGAAGCAAUGACGCAUCUUAUAAUGUGAUGAAUUUUAGUGCUGUGGGAGAUGGCAAAACAGAUGAUUCAGCAGCAUUUUCGAAAGCAUGGGAAAGUAGCUGUGGAGCAGAAGGGACGCCAACUUUACUAAUUCCAACAAACUAUGUAUUCUUGUUGUCUGCCCUAAUUCUAAAGGGUCCUUGCAAGGCCACGACUAUUCUAAUUAAGCUUGAAGGGAAAAUAGUUGCACCUACGAAGUAUUCAUGGGUAGGUGAUAAUAAGGAGAGUUUGAUCGCCAUCACAAAGGUGGACAGACUGACAGUGGACGGAACCGGAGGAUUGAUAGACGGGUUUGGUUCUUCUUGGUGGCCAUGCAAAAGUUGUCCACGACCAUCAAUUCUUACUUUCAAAUAUUGCAAUAAUCUUACUGUUCAUGACUUCACCGUCACCAACAGUCCAAAAUCUCACAUACACGUACAUGGCUGUGAGAAUGUUACGUUUUCUCGUAUCAAUGUCACUGCUCCUGCUGACAGCCCCAACACCGAUGGUAUUGACGUUACUUUUUCCAAAAACGUCUUGAUUCAGGAUUCCUCUAUGCAAACUGGUGAUGAUUGUAUUGCCAUUAGUGGUGGCUCCUCUUUAGUCAAUGUUACUGGGAUUGCUUGUGGACCAGGCCAUGGAAUAAGCAUUGGUAGCCUAGGAAAAAGGAAUGACACAGUGGAAGGAGUACAUGUACGAAAUUGUAGCUUGACAAAAACUAAAUAUGGAGCAAGAAUCAAAACGUUUCCGGUUGGAAUUGGUUGUGCAAAGCAAAUCACUUUUGAGGAAAUAACGUUGGUAGAAACCCGUUACCCAAUAUUUAUUGAUAAAAACUAUGGCAGUUAUCGUUCAACGGAUGAAGAAGUAGAAGUGAGUGGGGUGACAUUCAGAGGGUUUCAAGGAACAUCCUUUGAUGGCAAAGCUAUAACCUUUGACUGUGGACAAUCAGGUUGCUACAACAUCGUAUUGGAUCAAAUAGACAUUGUUUCUUCUCUACCAGCAAAGCCAGCCUGUUGUUCUUGCAAUAAUGCCCAUGGAACAGUUACAUCUACUGUUCCAAAUUGUUCUUGUUUAUUGCCAUGAAUUUCUUUUCUUAUGUGUAAAAGUUAAAUGAGCGCAAUUGGUUCAAUAAAUAUUAAUUAAU
Messenger RNA from Vigna angularis (adzuki bean), 1280 nucleotides. Its product is annotated as probable polygalacturonase At3g15720. Gene Ontology annotation, biological process: carbohydrate metabolic process. Bases 65 to 1219 code for a protein of 384 amino acids. NCBI's taxonomy places the organism in Eukaryota, Viridiplantae, Streptophyta, Magnoliopsida, Fabales, Fabaceae. Gene Ontology annotation, molecular function: polygalacturonase activity. The record is from RefSeq and is a predicted model, not a curated record. The transcript is spliced from 8 exons.